CAGGAGUCUGUAGACUAGAGGGGGGCUCGUUGUGUGAACAAAUAGACAGUUAGCGAGUAAUGAAAGAAAUAACAGUUAGGACCUCCCUCUCAAAAUAUACAGUGAGUAUAUCAAGCAGCCCACGUUUGGGAAUGGAUGACCGGUUGCGACCUGCGAGGUGUUUUUAAUAGCUGGUUGUAGAGCAACCGGAGUCUUGUUAUUAUUGAUUUAGCGUCAGUUGCAGGUGAAGUUAGCAGAUGAAGUUAUCCAAGAAACCACUGGAUUCAGAUGACGAGGAGGAGCGGCUGGGUGUUUACCAGAAAGAACUGAGAGAGCGUGCCAACCGGAGUAUCCAGCAGCUAAGCAGUGCUCUGACGCUGCGGAGCCUCGAUGGAGAGGAGGCGGAGGGGGGCAGAGCCCACCGUGUGUCUGCUGAAGAGGAUGAGGCUGCGUUGACCCAUAGGACACAGAGUGAAGCAGUCAAUCAGCUGAAGAUCCUUCUACAAAAACAGCGCAGAGAGAUGUCCUCUCCUCUCUCUCCUUCAAAGAGACACUCUCCAUCCAAGAGAGUCCAGGAGGAGGGACCUGCCAGUGUGCCUUUAGUUCAGGAUUUAGUCCCAAUUAUUAACAACCAGUCAGAAUAUGUCCAGCAUCUGGAAGCUGAGGUUAAGUUCUGCAAGGAGGAGCUGCAGGGGAUGAAACAACGGGUCGGAGUAGUAGUGAUGGAGAAUGAGAAGCUUCACCUCGAACUUAAAUCCAAAACUAUAGAUGAAACCCUGAAAGAUUACACCAUCAUAGACUCCACGGUAAAUGAGAGUGCAGUAGCCAAUGGUCAAAAAACCCAGACCAUAUCUGCUUACAGCAUGCCACAGAGAACAGAUGAUCACACAUGGAAAAAUGAACUGGAGCAGUUGAAGGUAAUUUAUCAGGCCCAGACUGAAACAUUGCAAGCCCAGGUUGCCUCCCUCAGGAAGGACCUAGCGGUCAGUCAGAGGGAGCGAGAAGAGUUGAAGGCGCGUCUAAAGCACAGGGAGGUACAGGCUGCGGAGACGCUGAAUGCCGACGGAGCUCCUCGUGUGGGAGGCCUAUGUCUGAAGUGCGCCCAGCAUGAAGCCAUUCUGGCAGGGACACACACCAGCAUGCAUGUUCAGGCUAUCGACAGACUCACCAAGGAGCGUGAUGAGCUGGUGGCAGCCCUGUGUGCAGUGCGGGCCAGCCAACAGGAGGCCCAGCAGAGGGAGUGGGCAGCUUGUCUCCAGGUCAAACAGGCUGUGGAGAUGACUGAGGAGGCCAACCUGCACAAGACUAGGGUGGAGGUGCAGUGUGAGCAGUUGUCCAGAGAACUGGGUCGACAGAGGGAACGGCUGGAGAGGGAGGCUCAGGCCUUGCAGGAGAAACUGACUGAGGUCCGAGAAGAGGCUCGAGGCGAGGCCCGCAAGGAGAAGGAGGAACUGGCACGCACAGUGUCCAACCUUUCCCAGUGUGUGGCUGAGUUAGAAGGACAACUAGACAGAGCACACAGAGAGAAGACUUCAUUGACCAAUCAGCUCGAUGAUACCCUCUGCAAACUGACCAAUCAAGAACAAGAAAGCACCAAGGUAUGUGUGGACCUGCGUUACCAGCUAAGGCAGGCCCAGCUGAAGAGAGAGGAAGCUGAGAGAGAGCUGCGAGAGCUCAGCGUGAAGACCAGCAGACAAACGGAGAAGGCUGAACAGGAAGUGGAGAGGCUGAACUCAGAGCUGGUUGGCUGUCGGCAGCGCCUGGAGGCGGUCCAAAAGGAUGGGAGCCAAUGGCAGGCCGAAGCCCUGAGCCUGGCAGAACAGCUGGCAAAUGCCCAGCGCCAACUGCACCUCACCAGACAGGAGAGCGAGAGUGCAGAGCGAGCACACGAAGAGGACAUGAUGGCCAUGACCGCCUCGGCACGGGAGAGGGAGAGCGAAUUGGUCCUACGGUUGGAGCGAUCGGAGGCGCAUCAUGAACAGAGAGUUGGAGAACUAGAUGGUCUGCUGAGCUCCCAAAAUUCCCUGAUCAGAAAGCUGAAGGAAGAAUGUUGCAUGCUGGGCGCAAAGCUGGAAGAGAUGUCGGGUAACAGCAGGAGUGAGCUGGAGCAGUUGUCCUUGGAGAAGCGCCACCUUGAGGAGACCGUGGGGAGGCUGAGGGCGCGGUGCUCCGAUAUGGAAGAGCAGUGUGUCCAGCAUGGCCGCAUGCACCAGCGCAUGAAGGACAGAUUGCAGCAGUUGGACCGCCACUGUCAGACCAGUGCCCAGCAGGUGUGUGAGCUGCUGGCCAAACAGAACCAGCUGAUGCAGGAAAGACACACUCUCACUGAGGAGAUGCAGAACCUGCACAUAGAGUUCCCUAGAGCAAGUCUGGUUCCCUCCCCGUCCACCUGAGUGUCUUCAUAGAUUUUGUUCUUCGUCACCGCCAUCAUCAUCUCUAUUGUCCUUUGCCCCCCGUGGAGUUGGAUGUUUUCGUUGGUGUUUUAACCAGGUCAUUAUAUAACGUUUCUUUUAUUUUUUGUGUGAAAGUUCUGGUUUUAUAUUUAAAACAUUUUCAGAAAUGAAAUGUCUUUACAUAUUUCCUUAUUGAGAAAAUUCCAAAUUUAGCAAAAUUAGUCAUCAAUUUUUGACCAUUUUGUAUUUUUCCCCAGCAGUCAGUGGUAAUUCAUGUCUGGCAAUGUGGAUUUUAUUAUCACUAGGAUUGAUUGCUCUGUUAUGUGUUUUAUGUUUUGCUAAUUUUGAUAAUUGAAAACUGACAAUUACCAAUUUAAUAAUAAAAAAAAGAAAAGUCGGUGUCAUUGUUUUAAAUCAAUAUCAUACUUAAGUUGUGUCUUUUCUUCUGGAUAAAAUAUGAAAACGUUCAAGCAGAACUUCCCGUCAGUGUUGAUAUAUUUCUAUCUGUAACAUACAUU
Molecule: messenger RNA, 2890 nt
Organism: Lampris incognitus (smalleye Pacific opah)
Lineage: Eukaryota; Metazoa; Chordata; Actinopteri; Lampriformes; Lampridae
Gene: sdccag8
Product: SHH signaling and ciliogenesis regulator sdccag8
Exons: 18
Coding region: 237-2372 (711 amino acids)
Biological process (GO): tube formation; neuron migration; centrosome cycle
Cellular component (GO): centriole; centrosome
Source: RefSeq, a predicted model, not a curated record